Molecule: messenger RNA, 1901 nt
Organism: Rhodofomes roseus
Lineage: Eukaryota; Fungi; Basidiomycota; Agaricomycetes; Polyporales; Fomitopsidaceae
Exons: 4
Coding region: 175-1551 (458 amino acids)
Source: RefSeq, a predicted model, not a curated record
GGCGUCGCGCGAACUAGCCAACGUCUCCCGCAAUAACCGAGCUGGGCAUCACCUCCCUCCUUCCUUUCACCCACGACGCCCAUUGCCAACGCGCCGGCUGUCUAUCUCUGUCGACGAAUCUCAGUGUCGUGCACUGACGGCGCACUACGUAUCAGUCUGUCAGUCUAUCAACAUAUGCCCCGCGGGCUGGCGCUCUACGCCCUUGUGGCGUCCAUAGGCCUCCCCCGCUCGACGUCCGUGUCUGCGUACUCCUGGUCCUUCACAAACACCCCGCAGCAAUGCCAGAACAUAUCACUGUCACUGACUGGCUCGGGAACAGGGCCGUACUCUGUGUUGGUCAUUCCGUUUGGCCCGUCACCGCUCGCGAACAAUACAGAGGUCCGAAGGAUAUUUGAGGUGCAGUUCAGUGGGACGGAGACGAGUUUUCAAUUGGCGUACCCGGAGGAUUCGCAGUUUGUCGCAGUGGUGAGCGAUAGCACGGGCUUCGGCUCGGGCGGGACGAGUGUAGCUGCGACAGUACAGUCAAGUAGCGAUUCAAGCUGCUACAACCCCGCGCAAGAGGUGUCACCAGAAUUCGCGUUCAGUAUCGUGCCCGCGAACCAGAUCGUGGAGUGUUCGCCGACAAGGAUAUGGUGGGAUCCUGCAAAUGUGCAAGGGACACCAAGCUUCCAAGGCAUCAUUCCGGGCGGGCAGUCCUUCUCCAUCCCGGAGUCAAGCUUCUCCACCGUAGCCGAACAGGGUUAUGGCUUCACCUGGACGCCGUCCGUGCGCAUCGGAACGACCGUCCUGCUUGUCGGUGGCGACAACCGUGGUGCGGGCACAGGCGGGUCUGGCCUCUAUAUCGUCUCGCAGGGGCCCUCACAAGACUGCUUAAAUACAAACUCGCCGAGCUCGACGCCCGGCAGCCCUGCGGGAGGUAGCUACCCCACCAGUACAAACGGCGCAGGAACGGGCGGGACUGGAUCGGGCUCUUCCAGCGGCCACAGCAACACCGGCGCAAUCGUCGGCGGGGUAGUCGGCGGAGUCGUCGGGUUCCUCCUCGCACUCGCCCUCGUCGGGCUUCUCCUCUGGCGCCGGCGGCGCAACCAGCCCAAAGCGCGCCGCGUCGACCUGCUCCAAGCCAACUCGGACGAAGAUGGGGUCGGGGUCGGGGUCGGGGUCGGCGGCGGCGAUCAGCUCCCGCGGUACUACGAGCCCGAGCCGUUCCUCCUGCCCGAGCCCGAGCCCUCCGUCACGACACAGCAGAUGUCCGAGUUCGGCGGCGGGCGCAGGGCGAGCGGGAGCACCGCGGGCUUCCUCGCGGCGGGCGCGGGCAGGCCCGGGACGCCCUCGUCGACGACGCGCACGGGCAAGAGUGCGGCGCAGCCGAGCUUGAGGCCGGUGAAUAUCGUGCAGCACGAGGACGCGGGUCCGCCGCCGGGCGAGGACGACGAGGACGAGGAGCCGGAGACGGUCGAGCUCCCGCCGGCGUACACGAACUUGAAGAACGCGUCACGGCCCAGGGAGGAGGGCGCCACGCACGAGGAGUCCCCGCCGCCGGUGGAGGCGUAAAACCGGUGAGGGGUUGGCGGGUUGGUGUGGACUGGACUGGCGCUUACUGUAUCAUCGUUGCCUUUGUGCGCCGAUAUCCUAAUGGCUUCUCGCAUCGCGCGUCAUUUCCGUUUCUUGCAUUGCGUUUAUGAACCGGAUGGAAUGGAACGCUCUGGUGCAUGCCUACUUAUAUACCUUCGUUUUCUGCGCGUCUCCUGAGCCCGACUCGAGGACUGUCUUUUACGUGCUGUUGUUUGCGUCUCCGCGUCUUAUAUCUUGGUAUUAUUCCCUCGUUCGCAGGUACUGCCUGCCAAUUUGCGUUGUAUUGCUAGCUUGUUGGAAUGAAUGACAAGCGACGAUCAUGCAUACUA